GAUAACCAUACCCAUCUCAAACGGACAUUGAAAGACCGCCACAUUUCGCUUAUUGCACUUGCUGGUAUUAUUGGUCCUGGUAUUCUUAUAGGUGCGUCCUUGGCCUUGGCUAAUGGACCAGCAUCGUUGAUUAUUGGCUUUGGAGUAAUUGGUUUGAUAGCGUUUGCUAUGAUGCAGUCUUUGGGUGAAUUAGCUACCCUUUACCCUACUGGAGGUACUUUUUCCACUUUGGGCAACCGACUUGUGGAUCCAGCGUAUGGAGCUGCCGUAGGAUGGAACUAUGUAAUUAUCUGGGUGGCUGUUUUGGCCAAUGAGUACAACACUGUAGCUGCUAUCAUGCAAUUCUGGGGUCCCCAGGUUCCAUUAUACGGUUAUAUUUUGAUAUUCUGGUUCUUUUUCCUUGGCUUUCAAUUUUUGGGUGUCCAGGCAUUCGGAGAGGCAGAAUUUUGGCUUGCUCUCACGAAAAUCGUUGGCCUUGUAGCUUUCUACAUUUUCUCCAUUAUUUACGUAGCUGGAGGUAUCCAUGGACAAAAGGCAUUUGGUUUCCACUACUGGAACGACCCAGGUGCUUUUGGUGAUGGUUUUAAGGGAGUUGCAAACACCUUUGUCUUUGCAUCCACUUUCUAUAGUGGAACAGAAAUCGUAGCUGUUUCAGCAGCAGAAGCUGCUAACCCUUCCAGAGCUGUUCCUCUGGCUAUCAGACAGACGUUCUGGAGAAUCUUGAUUAUCUACAUGGGUAUUGCUGUCAGUUACGGUUUGACUGUUCCUUAUAACGAUCCUUCGUUGAGCGCAGGUACCAAGGUUCUUAAGUCGCCAAUGACUAUUGCCAUCGCUCGUGCUGGUUGGGCAGGAGGUGCUCAUUUAAUCAAUGCGUUCAUCUUGCUCACAUGUGUUUCUGCCAUUAACAGUUCUAUUUACAUCGGUUCUCGUACCAUAGUCAACUUGGCUAAUGAGGGUGCAGCUCCUAAAUUCUUCAGAAGAGUCAAUAAGACAGGAGUUCCGUACGCUGCAGUGAUUCUUAUGAAUUUAUUCGGGUUCCUCUCGCUCAUGAACAUCAGUACAGGAGCUGCCAAAGCUUAUGGCUACAUCGUCAACUUGUCAGGUGUCGCUGUUUUUAUUGUAUGGGGAAACGUCUGUUUCUACCAUAUAAGAUUCAGACAAGCCUGGAAGCUUCAGGGCCGUUCUGUUUCCGAGUUGCCCUACAAGGGAUUAUGGUAUCCUAUCUUACCUAUUUUUGGAAUAGUCUUGAACGUCUUUUUGGCGUUGGUGCAAGGAUGGUCGUACUUCAAGCCGUUUGAUGCUGGUAAUUUCGUAGAUGCCUACGUUCUUUUGCCUUUCUUCGGCUUGCUCUACGUCUUCUUCAAGCUCGUCAACCGUACGAAGUGGGUAAAUUUGCUGGAAGUGGAUUUGGACGAGGGCCGUAGAAAGGAUGUCAGGGACCAUGUAACAAGUGGGGAAGAAUAG
Messenger RNA from Scheffersomyces stipitis CBS 6054, 1464 nucleotides. RefSeq names its product Agp3p (gene AGP3). The transcript has a single exon. The record is from RefSeq and is a predicted model, not a curated record. Lineage: Eukaryota; Fungi; Ascomycota; Pichiomycetes; Serinales; Debaryomycetaceae. Gene Ontology annotation, biological process: amino acid transmembrane transport. The annotation marks the transcript as partial. Gene Ontology annotation, molecular function: amino acid transmembrane transporter activity. Gene Ontology annotation, cellular component: membrane.